Nerophis ophidion (straightnose pipefish) is the source of this 6560-nucleotide messenger RNA. It is a transcript of the gene grm1a, whose product is annotated as glutamate receptor, metabotropic 1a. The transcript has 9 exons. Gene Ontology annotation, molecular function: adenylate cyclase inhibiting G protein-coupled glutamate receptor activity; G protein-coupled receptor activity involved in regulation of postsynaptic membrane potential. The coding region runs from base 193 to 3552 and encodes 1119 amino acids. Gene Ontology annotation, cellular component: postsynaptic density membrane. The record is from RefSeq and is a predicted model, not a curated record. Gene Ontology annotation, biological process: G protein-coupled glutamate receptor signaling pathway; regulation of synaptic transmission, glutamatergic. Lineage: Eukaryota; Metazoa; Chordata; Actinopteri; Syngnathiformes; Syngnathidae.
CGAAAGCAUCACCAGAACCGAAGACAAGCGAGGAGGCACGAAGCAUGUCUCCGGAUUUCAGUUGCGCGUGCACGUGGCCCAGGUGUGGGGCUCACAGGUCUCUGGGAUAAACGUGCACGGGACAGCAGUUGGUAUGCUCGCACACUUGGCUCGUCUUGGGCGACGUGGCUCCACAACCAGGCAGGCGUAAAGAUGGCUUCAUUCGGCUUGCUCCUGCUCCCCGCCCUGCUUUCCAGCCUCCUGGUGCUCUCCCGCGGCAUCGGCAUCCACGAGCGCGCCGCCGUCCCGCGCGCCGUGUCCCGCUCCGUGGCACGGAUGGACGGGGACGUGAUCAUCGGCGCGCUCUUCUCGGUGCACCACCAGCCGUCGGCGGAAAAAGUGGCGGAGAGGAAGUGCGGCGAUGUCCGUGAGCAGUACGGCAUCCAGCGAGUGGAGGCCAUGUUUCAUACAUUGGACCGCAUCAAUGCAGAUCAGAAUCUGCUCCCCAACAUCAGCCUCGGGUGCGAGAUCCGGGACUCCUGCUGGCACUCCUCCGUGGCGCUGGAGCAGAGCAUCGAGUUUAUCCGGGACUCCCUCAUCUCCAUCAGAGACGACAAGGACGGUUCCAAAUGGUGCGUUGACGGCACGCACUCCAACCAGCCGCCGCCUACCAAGAAGCCCAUCGCCGGAGUCAUUGGACCCGGGUCUAGCUCUGUGGCCAUCCAGGUGCAGAACCUGCUACAGCUCUUCAACAUCCCGCAGAUCGCCUACUCUGCCACUAGCAUCGACCUGAGUGACAAGACUCUGUUCAAGUACUUCCUGAGGGUCGUGCCCUCUGACACGUUGCAGGCCCGAGCCAUAUUGGACAUUGUCCAGCGCUACAACUGGACCUACGUGUCUGCCGUGCACACUGAAGGGAACUAUGGCGAGAGUGGGAUGGAGGCCUUUAAGGAGCUGGCCUCUCAGGAGGGCCUAUGCAUAGCCCACUCGGACAAGAUCUACAGCAACGCCGGCGAGAAGCAGUUUGAUCGCCUUUUGAGGAAGCUCCGUGAGCGCCUGCCCAAAGCCCGCGUGGUAGUGUGCUUCUGCGAAGGCAUGACAGUCCGCGGGCUCCUCAUGGCCAUGCGGCGACUGGGGGUGUACGGGGAGUUCCUCCUGAUCGGCAGUGAUGGAUGGGCCGACCGUUACGAAGUGGUGGAGGGCUACGAGCUGGAAGCCAAGGGAGGAAUCACCAUGAAGUUGCAGUCCGAAGUGGUCAAGUCCUUCGACAACUACUACCUGAAGCUGCGUCUGGACACCAACCUUAGGAAUCCUUGGUUCUCAGAGUUCUGGCAGUACCGCUUCCAGUGCCGUCUGCCUGGUCAUCCUCAGGAGAACAAGAACUACAAGAAAGUCUGCGCCGGAAAUGAGAGUCUGCACGAAAACUACAUACAGGACAGCAAGAUGGGCUUUGUCAUCAAUGCCAUCUACGCCAUGGCCCACGGCCUCCAUGACAUGCACAGUGAGCUUUGUCCCAGCCAGACGGGACUCUGCGAGGCUAUGGACCCCAUCGACGGCAGCAAGCUUCUCGACUACCUGCUUAAGACGUCCUUCAGAGGCGUCUCGGGAGAGGAUAUCUACUUUGACGAAAACGGAGACACCCCUGGAAGGUAUGACAUCAUGAAUCUACAGAAUGUGGAUGACGCCCGCUAUGACUACAUCAAUGUCGGCUCCUGGCAUGAGGGCAUCCUGAACAUGGAUGACAGCAAGCUGUGGAUGAACAGCAGCGACAUGGUGCGAUCCGUCUGCAGCGACCCCUGUUCCAAAGGACAAAUAAAGGUGAUCAGGAAAGGUGAGGUGAGCUGCUGCUGGAUCUGCACCACUUGCAAAGAGAAUGAGAUUGUCCAGGAUGAAUUCACCUGCAAGGCCUGCGACUUGGGAUGGUGGCCCGAUGAUGACUUGGCAGGCUGCCAGCCUCUGCCUCUCAAGUAUCUCGACUGGGCAGAUGUGGAAUCCAUUGUCGCCGUGGUGUUCUCCUGCGUGGGCAUCCUCAUCACCUCCUUUGUCACCUUCAUCUUCAUCCAGUACCGCGACACUCCCGUGGUGAAGUCGUCCAGCCGGGAGCUCUGCUACAUCAUCCUGGCGGGCAUAUUCUUGGGCUACAUAUGUCCGUUCACCUUGAUUGCCCGGCCCACCGUGGCGUCUUGUUACAUGCAGCGCCUCCUUGUGGGUUUGUCAUCAGCAAUGUGCUACUCGGCGCUGGUGACCAAGACCAAUCGCAUUGCUCGCAUCCUGGCAGGCAGCAAGAAGAAGAUCUGCACCCGGAAGCCACGCUUCAUGAGCGCCUGGGCACAGGUAAUCAUCGCCUUCAUGCUGAUCAGUGUCCAGCUCAUUCUGGAGAUCACGCUCAUUAUUCUGGAGCCGCCUGAACCCGUCAAGUCAUACCCCAGCAUACGUGAGGUCUACCUCAUCUGCAAUACCAGCAACAUUGGCAUGGUAGCACCACUGGGCUACAACAGCCUACUCAUCAUGAGCUGCACCUAUUACGCCUUCAAGACGCGGAACGUCCCAGCCAAUUUUAACGAAGCUAAAUAUAUUGCCUUCACUAUGUACACAACCUGCAUCAUCUGGCUAGCCUUUGUACCCAUCUACUUUGGCUCCAACUACAAGAUCAUCACCACCUCCUUUUCAGUCAGCCUCAGCGUCACCGUGGCACUAGGCUGCAUGUUCACUCCCAAGAUGUACAUUAUUAUUGCCAAGCCGGAGAGGAACGUCCGAAGCGCCUUCACCACCUCUGACGUGGUUCGAAUGCACGUCGGCGACGGGAAGUCUGCUGCAGCCUGCGGCACCAACAGCUUCCUCAAUAUGUUCCGCAAGAAGAAGCCUGGAUCUGGCAACGCAAAUUCUAAUGGCAAGUCUGUGUCAUGGUCUGAAUCAGGUGCAAGACACCCUCCUCCCAAGGGGGGGAAUGUGUGGCACAGACUGUCUGUGCAUGUGAGGAAACAGGAAGCCGGCUUGAAUCAGACGGCGGUCAUCAGGCCCCUAACUAACACCCCCGACCCCCACAGUUGUGAGCCCUCCCCCCGCGACCUUGGCACAGACCCUCGCCCCCCUCGAGAAACGCCACACGUCAGGCCCCCGCCCGACCCCCUGGAGGAAGACGACAAGGGGCGCCCCUUUUACGCUGACCCCGGAGAAGGGGCGCAAGGGCCGGCUUCUUAUUUGCUCCCGCGCACUCAGGGGCCCCUGGUGGAAACACACUGCUCCCACGUCCCUGCACGCAUUGAGCCUGCCAAUGAGCCUUUGAGCUCAACACAGCCUCCUUUGGCCCCAAAAGGGCGACCAUUUGAGGAAUCCAACUACGAGGAGCUGAACCUUUUGCACGAAUACAUUUACGACGCCAAGGAGGAACGGGCCAGGGGCUUACCUCGCAACAUGGAGGACACACUUGCUCUGUCCCCACCCUCCCCCUUCAGAGACUCCGUGUGUUCAGAGGAGUCCACCCCCGAGUCCCCCACCCUGGAGUCCAUGCUCGGGGGUCCCAACACCGCUAACAUCCUCCGAGACUUUGCACACAGCUCCUCAACACUGUGAGAAGCAAAAAAAAAAAAAAAAAGCACACUUUCUGUUUUACUUUUAUUUCUUCUAUUUCUUUCAUUCUUUGCUUGCUCGUGUUUUUAGUUACGGCUCCGUUAAAAGUCAGCACACAGCCUAACAACAACGACUGUGCCAAAAGUCAGCAGCUCUCAUGCCAAGUUCUCUUGCAGGAUCACACAAAGGUUUACGGACACCACGAGGUCUGAUCUUGAUCGCAUACUGUAGUAAAACUUGUAAUUAGGACGCUUACAACAAACUCAACAAAGGUUUCCGCCCAGGCCAGGGAAAUUACAAAACCCAAAACCAGUGAAGUUGGCACGUUGUGUAAAUCGUAAAUAAAAACAGAAUACAAUGAUUUCCAAAUCAUUUUCAACUUAUAUUCACUUGAAUAGACUGCAAAGACAAGAUAUUUCAUGUUAGAGACUGAGAAACUUUUUUUUGUUGCAGAUAAUCAUUAACUUAGAAUUUAAUGGCAGCAACAUGUUGUACCAUUGUGUUACUUGGACUUUCUUUUUAACAACACUCAUUAAAUGUUUGGGAACUGAGGAGACCAAUUUUUGAAGCUGGAAUUCUUUCCCAUUCUUGCUUGAUGUACAGCUUAAGUUGUUUAACAGUCCGGCGUCUCUGUUGUGGUAUUUUAGGCUUCAUAUUGCGCCACACAUUUUCAAUGGGAGACAGGUCUGGACUACAGUCAGGCCAGUCUAGUACCUGCACUCUUUUACUAUGAAGCCACGCUGUUGUAACACGUGGCUUGUCAUUGUCUUGCUGAAAUAAGCUGGAGCAUCCAUGAUAACGUUGCUUGGAUGGCAGCAUAUGUUGCUCCAAAAUCUGUAUGUACCUUUCUGCAUUAAUGGUGCCUUCACAGAUGUGUAAGUUACCCAUGCCUUGGGCACUAAUACACCCCUCAUACCAUCACAGAUGCUGGCUUUUGAACUUUUGAACCUAGAACAAUCCGGAUGGUUCUUUUCGUCUUUGUUCCGGAGGAUACAAAAUCCACAGUUUCCAAAAACAAUUGGAAAUCUGGACUUGUCAGACCACUGAACAUUUUUCCUCUUUGCUUCAGUCCAUCUCAGGUCCAGCGAAGCCUGGGGCGUUUCUGGGUGUUGAUGAUAAAUGGCUUUGGCUUUGCAGAGUAGAGUUUUAACUUGCACUUACAUUUAUAGCGAUGAACUGUAGUUACUGACAGUGGUUUUCUGAAGUGUUCCUGAGCCCACAUGAUGAUAUCCUUGACACACUGAUAUCGCUUUUUGAUGCAGUACCGCCUGAAGGAUCGAAAGUCCAUAAUAUCAUCGCUUACGUGCAGUGAUUUCUCCUGAUUCUCUGAAACUUUUGAUGACAUUCCGGACCGUAGAUGAGUGUUUGAUGAGCACUCCUCAAAUUUCUCAAGUCUUUUUUGCCACUUGUGCCAGCUUUUUUUUUUAAAUGUUGCAGGCAUCAAAUUCCAAAUGAGCUAAUAUUUGCAAAAAAUAACAAAGUUUUCCAGUUCGAACGUAAAGUAUCUUGUCUUUGAAGUCCAUUCAAUUGAACAUAGGUUGAAAAAGAUUUGCAAAUCUUUGUAUUCUGUUUUUAUUUACGAUUCACACAACAUGCCAACUUUACUGGUUUUGGGUUUUGUACAAUUUUGGUAAACAUCUGGAUAAAAUCCACAAAACACAGAGUAACUGCUUGGCAGCAGACACAUAACUCAAUGAUUUGUCACUAUUUUACAGUUGUGUUAUGAUAUUUGCUUAUAUCGUUUAGUUACUCAGUUGCAGAGAGUGCCAGGUCUCUAUUAAGGGUAAAGCAUUUGUUAUCCAGAGGAAAACGCUUUUUUCCACCCCAAUAUUUCAGUCCAGUGUAUGUAUUUAUUUGUGGGAAGAAUAUAAAAUUAAAAUAAGAUGAAACAAUAUAUGGUGCAGUAAUACAAUUAAAACAUAUAUAUAUAAGGCAUUUUCCAGUGAUUAAUUGAGGUGUGGCUUCUAUUAGUAAUGUGGCCAGUAUUUGAGGAAAUACUGCAUGCUCAUAGUAAGAUUGCUAAAUAUGACACAUCUAAUUGUGGCCUAGGACUUUAACACUUUUCUGUUAAAGAAGAAAAUCACUGAGGAAAAAAUAGAUGUAGAAUGAAAACCAAAACCUUCUAAAACGUUGUUGAUAUUUGAAAAACAACACAUAUAAAAGCUUAAAAAGUUUGUCCCAGUUUUGUAUCGCUUGACAAAUCGCACAAACCAGUCUGGAGGAUAUUUUGUUCCUUUUUUUGCCUUUUUGAAAUGUAUUUAUUUUCAAACACCGCGCUAGCUGCCCCUCAUUGCAAUUCAAACACCAAGCGAUGAUUUUAGUUUCAACAAAAGAAAAAGUUAGCAGGUUGAAUGCUAGUUCUGCUGUGUUUCUCUGCGCUGUAUGUAGACAUGACGUGCCAAAUUCCAGUUGUUUGUGCGUCCACAAGAAUACGAGCAUGGGAGGACAAACGCUACAGUAAUCUGGGGUAUUUUUCCUCAUCUUUUCUGCUGUGUCACUGUAACGCAAAAAAAGACCGAAAAAAAAAAAUCAAAAAAAAAAAAAAAACACAGUACUUGUACUUUGUAUUACUGUUAAACCAUCUCUUUUUUUUCACACAGGUGGUAUGUUUGUAAUACGGAUAAAUGUUUCUAUAUUUAGAAUGUCGACAGUCAAAGAAAAACAAAAAACGUUUUUACAUUUUGUCUUGUGUUUGCUUUUCUGGAGGGGCUAACUUUUAAGCUGACUUGUUUAAAGUAACCAAUGACUAGUUGCUUCUUGUUAUGACAUAUAUUUAAUUCUACUUUUCUCAGUUAGAAUGCACAUUAUUUCCAAGUAUAAGACUAUAUACAGUACAUAGUGCCAGUGUAUUGAAUUUCCAAAUGUUUAUCAUGGUAGAUUUUGUUCGAUGAUUUACAGCUGAUGUAAAAAAGUAACAGGGUGCCAUGUCGAACAAGCAUAAAACGAAACAGGCCUUUAUGUUUAAGUUGAACGGGGCUGUCCAAUAAAACAACCUUUAUACUGAAAAGUCA